UCUGGCAAAACGGCAAUGACAUGUGCGCCUUCCAGUCGCUAGGAAAGUAUAUCCACACUUUUCUAUCAUCACAACAUAUAUAUCGUUGACUAGAAGCGUUACCGUAUGCUUUUAUAGUUAUUAACCAUCCAGAUAGUGUGGUACUGUUGGGGGAAAAGAUGCCAUACGCGUAGGCCGGGCUCCAACAAAGCAACCACCAACGACCUAUAUAUCUCCACCAACUUCAGACGACAGCAUCAACACUCCUUCCAGUGAACCGCACAUCCAAUUAUAUCCUCCAAAAAUGGAUUGUAUAUCGUUCUCAACAUGCCUAUCCGCCAUAUUUCGUCAGUGACGCAUCCCCUCGCGCAACCGCCGCCGUUCCUUCAAGUCCCAGCCCACCAAGAUCCUUCUCGAACCGCUCCCUCAAUACCGAUCGAAUUUUGGAGUGCGCUCGCUGCGUGCCCUGCACCGCGCCUUCCUAAUGGAAAAUCGUACCUCCGGUUGUGUUUACGUUUGCGUUUGCGUACGUAAUGUAAUCUAAGCUAUCGCCAUUCACCCACGGUUUUUUAUUACGAUUGUUUGUUUGCUUGAACAGUAAACAAGCAAAGAAAACAAAGCAUCGAAGCUAGUGAGCGAGCUAGAGGAACGACUUGGAUAUAAUCCCUCUGCCUGCUACGGACUUGACUUGGACAACCAACCACCUACUUCCUCAACUUCAUCCCAUUUUCCUGAGACUAUCUUGUCCACCAUCCACUCCAUUGACUUCCUGAGACUCUUUGUCGACCAUCUACUUCCUGAGACUCUCUUGUCCAUCAUCCUCAGCUAGAGCAUAUUGCCAGCUGUCUACUUCCUUCCUGAGACUUCUUCUUGUCGACUCU
This is a messenger RNA of Periconia digitata, 860 nucleotides long. Lineage: Eukaryota; Fungi; Ascomycota; Dothideomycetes; Pleosporales; Periconiaceae. The record is from the annotation of a GenBank genome assembly.